Molecule: messenger RNA, 820 nt
Organism: Anopheles nili
Lineage: Eukaryota; Metazoa; Arthropoda; Insecta; Diptera; Culicidae
Gene: Tim23
Product: mitochondrial import inner membrane translocase subunit Tim23
Exons: 3
Coding region: 1-600 (199 amino acids)
Biological process (GO): protein import into mitochondrial matrix
Cellular component (GO): mitochondrial inner membrane; TIM23 mitochondrial import inner membrane translocase complex
Molecular function (GO): transmembrane protein transporter activity
Source: RefSeq, a predicted model, not a curated record
AUGGGUGACGACUACUUAAGCAAGCCCCUAUCUUUCGGUGCACCACCAGCGCCUGGAAUUGCCGCGAGCCCACAAUUGCAACCGCUCUCGCCGUACUUGAACUAUGACGCCCGAUACUUGCAAGCCCAGCCCGAAUUCAUUUUUCCCGAAGGAGCUUCUAAACAGCGCGGAAGAUUCGAACUCGCUUUCUCUCAAAUAGGAUCAUCUGCAAUGAUAGGCGCGUGCAUUGGAGGAGUAGGUGGAUUGUACAAUGGCAUCAAUGCAACACGUGUAGCUAAUCAAACCGGAAAGCUGCGUCGAACACAGUUAUUGAACCACGUAAUGAAACAAGGGGCAGCGACCGCUAACACUUUUGGCACUAUUGCGGUCAUGUAUUCAGCCUUUGGCGUCGUUUUGCAAUAUGCUCGGGGCGAAGAUGAUGAAAUCAACACAAUCGCAGCUGGUGGUGCUACUGGCUUACUAUAUAAGUCCACAGCCGGUCUCCGUAAAUGUGCAAUUGGCGGCGGAAUAGGUUUGGCGCUUACUUCCUUGUACGUGCUAUGGAAUGUGGCCGGCGGUGGGUCAAAAAAGCUAAAUGAUCUUAAGUCGCAGUACUUGUAAUACAGCUAAGAGGUAAUUUAAAAUUAAUGGUAAAUUUAGGAUCGUUUCCAAAUGCGCUAGAUGUGCUACACAAACAGAGUAAAAUUUUUGUCAGGUGUUCCAAACAUCUCGUUAUAAAAUGUAGUUCAGCAACGAGCAUCAACCUGGUUGUACAUUACUAUAGGUUCGUUCUGGCAGCAUGGAUCUACGGAAUGUUAGCAUAUUAUGUUUGUUUUCUGUA